AUGAGGGCGCCUUUGCUGGCGCCCUCUUUUGGCAGAUCUCCAGCGUAUCGACGGUUAGCAUCAACAGUUGGCCACCCAAAAGCAACUGUCUUCGGAGAGCCUACAUUUGUCUCUUCGAGGCUGUCAUCAUCCCCUUACGCAUCGCUCCGAUCGCCUUUCCUUCCCGAGUCCAUAGGCGCAAUACAAUCACGCGGCCUUCAUGGAACGCCACAAUGGUUCCAGGAUCAGCCGCAACAACCUACGAAGCCCGAGUCCAAAUCUGCAAAGCCCGACGAACAGGCCAAGAACGAGGACGACGGUGAAAAGUCCGAAAAUUCAGAAAAGUCAGAGGACAGCAAGCAAGAGAAGAAAGAGGAUCUUCCUCCGCCGCCUCCGCAUGGUGACAAGACGCCGUGGCAGGUCUUCAUGGAAACCAUGCAGAGCGAGUUCAAGGAAAACAAGGAGUGGAAUGAGUCAACCAAGCAGCUCGCCGCUGGAGCCAAAGAGAUCAGCGAAAGCGAGUCAGUCAAGCGCGCGAGACAGGCUUACGAGAGCACAACCGGUGCAGUUUCGUCAACGGCCGGGAAGGUGCUGAAGACCAGCGCAAGCGCCAUCGGCAAGGGUGCGGCCUGGACCUGGGAAACUCCCGUUAUGAAAGGCGUUCGCAAGGGCGCCAACAUUACUGGCGAGGCGCUUGACAAGGCGACGAAGCCCAUCAGGGAGACCGAGGCGUACAAGAACGUUAAGGAUGUCAUUGAUGACGGCAGCAGCUCCAGAUAUGGCGGCUGGGUGGAAAAAGAGGAACGUCGGAAGGCAAGAGAGCUGAGGGAAAGGCAGGCUGCGAACGGACAAAAGCCGGAGGAUAUGGUCGAGGACCCUAAUGCUGGUACCAAUAUUACACUCCACAAAGAUGCAAGGUGGAAGGAAGCAUGGCGGGAUUUCCGAGACCAGAACAAAGUGGUUCAAGGAUUCUUUGGCGCGAGCAAAAUCUACCAAGAAUCCGAAAACCCGUUGAUUUCGACGGCCCGAAGCAUCACUGAUCGAAUUGCCGGUUUCUUCGCCGAGAAUGAGACCGCCAUGGUCAUCAAGAAGUUCCGAUCGAUGGACCCCAACUUCCAAAUCGAGCCUUUCCUGCAGGAGCUCCGAGAAUACAUACUGCCUGAAGUUCUUGACGCAUACGUCAAGGGCGAUGUCCAGACGCUGAAGCUGUGGCUGUCGGCAGCACAAUACUCGGUCUACGAGGCGUUAACCAAGCAAUACCUCCAAGCCGGCAUGAAGUCGGAUGGCCGCAUUCUCGAUAUCCGCCACGUCGAUAUUUUGAAGGCUCGGAUGUUAGAUCCGGGUGAGAUUCCCGUUUUCAUCAUCACCUGCCGAACGCAGGAGGUCCACGUCUACCGCAAUGCCAAGACCAACGAGCUAGCGGCGGGUAUGGAGGACAAGGUGCAGCUUGUUACCUAUGCCAUCGGCAUCACGCGAACGCCAGAGGACGUGCAGAACCCCGAAACGAGAGGCUGGAGGUUGAUUGAGAUGCAAAAGAGUGGGCGCGACUAUAUCUAA
Pseudomassariella vexata is the source of this 1536-nucleotide messenger RNA. Its product is annotated as putative mitochondrial inner membrane translocase subunit TIM44. Gene Ontology annotation, molecular function: protein-folding chaperone binding. The transcript has 2 exons. The record is from RefSeq and is a predicted model, not a curated record. Gene Ontology annotation, cellular component: mitochondrial inner membrane. The coding region runs from base 1 to 1536 and encodes 511 amino acids. Gene Ontology annotation, biological process: protein import into mitochondrial matrix. NCBI's taxonomy places the organism in Eukaryota, Fungi, Ascomycota, Sordariomycetes, Amphisphaeriales, Pseudomassariaceae.